CUCGUCUGGCCCGAGUGGGGGCUCGUUGGACUGCGGCGAGGCGACUGCGUUUUCGGGCACCAUGGAGCGAAUCUCAAUGGGCUUUUCUCCGACGAGAUUUUAACAAGCGAAAAUGGCCGAGAGGUUGGAGUGGGUGGAGAUCAUCGAGCCGCGUACGCGCGAGCGCAUGUACGCCAACCUGCUGACGGGCGAAUGCGUGUGGGACCCGCCGGCGGGCGUGCGCAUCAAGCGCACGGGCGACAACCAGUGGUGGGAGCUCUUCGACCCCAACACCUCGCGCUUCUACUACUACAACGCCUCUACGCAGCGCACCGUCUGGCACCGCCCGCAAGGCUGCGACAUCAUCCCGCUGGCCAAGUUGCAGACGCUCAAGCAGCACGCCGACGCCGCGGGGGGCGUGGCCAACGACGACGACCGCGACGCCAACGAGGAUGACGACGACGGCCGGGAGGGGAGCGCCUCGUCCUCACUGGACCGAGAAGGAAGCCGUAAUCGGGCCGGGAAAGACCAAACCGAGAGGACGUCCCCGUUCAGGUGGAACACGGGCACCAAGGAGCGCAUGCUGAUCAAGGUGACGGAGCGGGAGCCCGCCUUCCCGGCCCGACAGGGCAACGGCUACUCCCCGUGCGAGCUGCCCGGCGGGGGCGCUCGCGAGACCGCCUCAGAAGGCGACGCCCAAUCGGAGCGGCGGCGCUCCCCUUUCCCUAAGCGCGCGGACCAGCGGCGCCCCUCGGCCGACUCGCAAGCCUCGUCGCCGCGCUACGGCUACGAGCCGCCGCCGCUCUAUGAGGAGCCGCCCUCAGAGUACCAGCCGCCGCCCAUCUACGAGGAGCCGCCCGCCGACCCGUCCUUCUACGGCGGGAAGUCGCCGGCCCGCAAGACCUCGGCGCCCAUCUACCACUCCCCCAAGCAGUCCCCUUACGGCCAGCUGGUCCUGACCCGCCAGAAGUGUCCGGAGAAGACCCAGAGUCUGGAGUACAGCCCCGCGGGGAAGGAGUACGUCAAGCAGCUGGUCUACGUGGAGCAGUCGUCCUCAAGCCCCCGCUUCAAGACGGCCGAGCGCCUGCUGCGCUACGGCACGUCCUCCGGGGGUUCCUAUGGGGGGUCCUACACCCUCCAGCACAGCCAGUCCCUGAUCCGGGACCCCCGCCUGCUGCUGGACUACAGCGGCGAUGGCGGUCAAAGGCUCCUCUACGAGGACUCGGUCUCCUGGUCGUCCGGCCAGACUCACUCUUUGUCCACGUCCCCCGGCGGGAACCGCAAACGCAAGAGCCGCAAGCCCUCGCUGCCUCAGGAGUUGGCCCGCGGCCAAUACGGGGGCACGGCGUCCGAGGCCAUGCUGGCGCAGGCGCGGCUGGCGUGGGAGGCGCAGCGGGUGAUGAAGCAGCGCAGCAGCUGGGACUCGGGGCAAGGCGGCGUCGAAGACGAGGGCGGCCGGGGGUCCAAAGACGGCUACGAGAGCGACGGCGCCGUGCCGCCCCCCUUGCCGGGGCCCGUGGUCAGGGCUUUCAGCGAGGACGAGGCCUUGGCGCAGAGCGACGGCCACCUCUGGAAGAGGAGCACCUUCGAGCGGUUGGGAUUUCCUCAAGCGCUGUUGGAGAAGAGCCUCUCCAUGCAGACUAGCUUAGCCUCUCCGGAGAACUACCUCCACCCCUCGCAGUCGGAGGACCUGGGCGCCUGCGCCCAAUUCGAGGCCAGCCGCAACGCCAGGAAUAUGAUGCCCAGCGCCAGCUGCGGCGUUUUCCCAGAAUUCACCCUGAGGAAACCGUCCUCCGAGACCGACAUCGAGAACUGGGCGUCCAAGCACUUCAACAAACACACGCAGGGUCUGUUCAGGAGGAAGGUGUCCAUCGCCAACAUGCUGGCGUGGAGCAGCGAGCCCAUCAAGAAGCCCAUGAUCGUCACGUCGGACCGCAGCGUCAAGAAGGAGGCGGUGGACAUCUUCAAGCUCAUCCAAACCUACAUGGGGGACCGCCGCACCAAAGCCGACCCCCUCUGCGUAGCCCUGGAGGUGGUGGUUCGCGGAUGGAGCAACCAGGGCCUUCGCGACGAGCUGUACAUCCAGCUGUGCCGUCAGACCACGGAGAACUUCCGCUACGACAGUCUGGAGCGCGGCUGGGAGCUGAUGGCCGUCUGCCUGGCCUUCUUCCCGCCCACGCCGCGCUUCCACAGCUACCUGGAGGGUUACAUCGCCAGACACAUGGACCCCCUCAACGACACCAAGGGAGUGGCUAUUAGCACAUACGCUAAACACUGCUACAGGAAGUUAACCAAGGCGGCGCUAACGGGAGCCAAGAAGGGUCUUCAAAAGCCAUGCCUGGAGGAGAUCCAGCACGCCCGCAACGCCAUCUUCAGCCCCUCCAUGUUCGGCUCUUCUCUGGAGGAGGUCAUGGCUCUGCAGCGGGAGCGCUACCCGGACCACCAGCUCCCCUGGGUCCAAACCCGCCUCUCCGAGGAGGUCCUGGGCCUCAACGGGGACCAGACCGAGGGCAUCUUCAGAGUCCCGGGAGACAUCGACGAGGUCAACGCGCUCAAGCUCCAGGUGGACCAGUGGAAGAUCCCCACCGGGUUGGAAGAUCCGCACAUUCCGGCGUCGCUGCUGAAGUUUUGGUACCGAGAGCUGGAGGAGCCGCUGAUCCCGCACGAGUUCUACGACGAGUGCGUGAAGAACUACGACAACGCCGAGGCCGCCGUCCAAGUGGUGCUGGGACUGCCGCACAUCAACAAAUUGGUGCUAUGCUACCUCAUACGAUUCCUGCAGGUGUUUGCGCAGCCGGCUAACGUGUCGGUGACCAAGAUGGACGUGAGCAACCUGGCCAUGGUGAUGGCGCCCAACUGCCUGCGCUGCCAGUCGGACGAGCCGCGCGUCAUCUUCGAGAACACGCGCAAGGAGAUGUCCUUCAUCCGCCUCCUCAUCCACACGCUGGACACCAGCUUCAUGGACGCCGUACUAUAGCCGAAAGCCCCUCGCCAAUGACUCAUGGCGGCGGAAGGCCUUUCCAGCCACUCACCACUGAUUUGCGAAUGUGUCUUUUAUUUUGUUUACUCACCGUUCCACACCGAUAUGCUUCUCAAGCUCCGCCCCUAAAAAAAUACAUUGGGGAUAAAAAAAAGAACAAGACGAGUAGAUUGAAGCCCUUGGAAGAGCUGGGAGAAAAGGGGGGAGGGGCUUCAGUUAGACCAGGGGUCACAAACUUGCAGCGCGGGGGCCAAUCGAGGCCCGCCGGACAAUAUUUUGUGGACUUUUAAUUGAUGUUCGCUUUGCAGUUUUUGCCCAAAAAUGUAGUUUGGCCAACAUUUGCCCAAAACAUAUCCAUUCAUUUCCAAUGGCCCAACUUGCCUGAAACUUCCAUUUCUACAAAUCGACAAGAAGUCACCCAGAAGUGACCUGGUAUCAACAGGAAGUGACCCAGAAAUGCCCUGAAAUCAACAGGAUGUGACCUGGUAUCAACAGGAAGUGACCCGAAAAUCCCCCCAAACUAACAGAAAGUAGCCAAAAUCCAUAGGAAAUUACCUAGAAAUGACCCAAACUAACAGGAAGUUACCUGAUAUCAACAGGAAGUGACCCUGAAAUGCCCCAUAACCAACAGGAUGUGACCCGAUGUCAACAGGAAAUGACCCUCAAAUUCCCCAAAAUCUACAGCAAAUGACCCAAUAUGGACAGUACAUGACCCUGACAUGCCCCCAACAGGACGUGACCCUGACAUGCCCCCAAGCCAACAGGAAAUGAACUGACAUCAACCAAUAGUGACCCUGAAAUGUCCCAAAAUCAACAGGAAGUGACCAGAUAUGAACAGAAAAGAACCCUGAAAUGCUCCAAAGUCAAAAGUGACCAAAUGUUCACAGGAAAUGACCUUGAAAUGCCGCAAAAUCAACAGGAAGUGACCCAAUUUCUACAGGAUGUGGCCCUUCAAUGCCGAAAAAUAAACAGGAAGUGACCUGAUAUCAACAGGAAGUGACCCUGACAUAUCCCAAACCAACAGGAUGUGACCUGAUGUCAAUGGGAAGGGACCCUGAAAUUUCCUAUAACCAACAGGAAGUGACCCUAUACCAUUCCAACAGGAAGUGAGCCUGAAAUGCCUCAAAGUCAAAAGUGAUCCAAUCUCAACAAGAAGUGACCUGAUAUCUAUAGGAAGUGACCCUGAAAUGCCUCAAAAUCAACAGGAAGAGACCCAUUGUCAACGGGGACUGACCCUGAAAUGCCUCAAAAUCAAGAGGAAGAGACCCGAUGUCAACAGGAAAUGACCCCAAAAUCAACAGGAAGGGACCCAAUAUGAACAGGAAGUAACCGUGAAAUUUCCUAAAACCAACAGGAAGUGGUCUGAUAUCAACAGGAAGUAACCCGAUAACUACAGGAAGUGACUCUGGAAUUUCCUUAAACCAACAGGAAGUGACUUUGAAAUGCCCCAAAAUAAACAGAAAGUGACCCAAUAUGUACUGGAAGUGCCCCGGGAAUGCCUUAAAAUCCACAGGAAGUGACCCCAAAUCAACAGGAAGUGACCUGAUAUCUACAAGAAGUGACCCUGAAAUGCCUCAAAAUCUACAGGAAGUGACACGAUAUUUACAGGAAGUGACCGGUUAAUGCCCCCAAAUUAACAGGAAGUGAUCCGAUAUUUACAGGAAGUGCCCUGGGAAUGCCUCAAAAUCAACAAGAAGUGACCCAUAAUGAAUAGGUAUUGACCUUGAAAUUUCCCAAAACCAAUGUCAACAGGAAGUAAUCUGAUUCCUAUCGGAAGUGACCCCGAAAUGCCCCAAAUCAACAGGAAGUGACCCUGAAGUGCCUCAAAAUCAACAGGAAGUGACCCUGAAAUGCCCCAAAAUUGACAGGAAGUGAUCCGAUGUUUAUAGGAAGUGACCCAUAAAUGCCCUAAAAUCUACAGGAAGUGACCCGUGAAUGCCCUAAAAUCUACAGGAAGUGACCCGAUAUCAACAGGAAGUGACCCGUAAAUGCCCCAAAAUCUUCAGGAAGUGACCCAAUAUUUACAGGAAGUGGCCCAGGAAUGACCCAACAUCAACAGGAAGUGACCCUGAAAUGCCUCUAAAUCAACAGGAGGUGACCCGAUAUGAACCGAAAGUGACCCUGAAAUUUCCUAAAACCAACAGGAAGUGACCUAAUGUCAACAGGAAGUAACCCUGAAAUGCCACAAAAUCUACAGGAAGUGACUAUUACAACCAUUACAGUUUUCAAAAUAAUAAUUGCAAAACAUUACAAUUUGAUGUCGGCGAAAUACCGUCCAACGGGCCGCAAGUUUGACACCCCUGAUGUAGAUUGAAACUGAUUUGAGUUACAAACGCAUUACGUAACAAGCUCAUAUCUCAAGGCAGCACUCUAUUCAACCUCUGGUUCAUUUGUAUAGAAACAGUCACAUUUGAACCGUGUAAAUGUGAAGAACCGAGACUUGUUUUUUUAAAAUCUUUGUAUCAAUUGAUAAUUUAUUUAUUUAUUUGAUGCCUUCCGGUCAGACGAAUGUGUGUAUGUGUGCGUUUGUGUGUUUAAACACUAAACAAAAAAAGUGAACGUUAACGGCGUACUAACGAGCUCUUAAAGACGGAAAUUUCCUCACGUUGAUCCGAGUUUGGAGGCGGGGCCAAGCCGGUAGCCAAUCAGCGGAUUGGUUACAUAUGAAAAGUGAGGAAGUUAUGUGUUUGUGUCACUGUCACUUCCUGUUCCGACUGAAAGAUUUGCUUUAAUAAAAAGAAUAUGAGCGACUUUCUCGAUUGGCUUGUUAUUUCAAAUAUUUAAAAAAAAAAAAAAAAAUAGAACAAAAAACAUUUUUUUUGUUUUUAAUUUAACUUUUG
This is a messenger RNA of Corythoichthys intestinalis (scribbled pipefish), 5799 nucleotides long. It is a transcript of the gene arhgap39, whose product is annotated as Rho GTPase activating protein 39. The record is from RefSeq and is a predicted model, not a curated record. NCBI's taxonomy places the organism in Eukaryota, Metazoa, Chordata, Actinopteri, Syngnathiformes, Syngnathidae. Gene Ontology annotation, cellular component: cytoskeleton; cytoplasm. Bases 113 to 2956 code for a protein of 947 amino acids. The transcript has 10 exons. Gene Ontology annotation, biological process: signal transduction. Gene Ontology annotation, molecular function: protein binding; GTPase activator activity.